Nezara viridula (southern green stink bug) is the source of this 225-nucleotide messenger RNA. The record is from the annotation of a GenBank genome assembly. Lineage: Eukaryota; Metazoa; Arthropoda; Insecta; Hemiptera; Pentatomidae.
AUGAGAAAUGCUAACCAUCUCUUCUUGCAUCUGUCUGUCCUACAGGAAGCCAUCAUGGGCUCUGGGUUCGACUCCGGCAUGGGACGACCAGGUAGCCCUGGGCCAAAGGGAGACCUCGGCCCCGAAGGGCCCCCUGGCAUGAAAGGGGACAGGGGAAUACCGGGAGAGAAGGGGGACCGUGGCGAAGCUGGAGCCAAGGGGUACAAAGGAGACAGGGUGAGUUAG